AUGCAUCCAGACCAGCCUAUCUCAUGUCCUCUACCUGAUGUUGCACAAUUUACCCGUGAUCUUCAGAAAGGAUUCCAAUACGUUUAUACUAUCCCACAAGAAACCCAACAAAGAUACAAAGUCUUUGCCGAGAAGAAGCGCAGACUUCCUCCCAUCUAUCAAGUAGGUCAGAAGGUGUGAUUAUCUACUAGACAUCGGAGGAUGUCCUGUCUUAGCAACAAACUGGGAACUAAAUUCAUGGGCCUUUAUCAUGAAGAGGCAGUACUCUCUCCUGUGAUGGUACUGUUACAGUUGCCUCCCUCUCUACAUAUACAUCCCAUUUUCCAUGUGUUUUUGUUGAAACACAUGUUCCAGACAGAUAUCCAACUCAAACUCCUCCUCCUCUGUGUCCCAUACAGGUCGAUGGUGAAGAUGAACAUGAGGUGGAAAAGAUCCUUGACUCCUGUGCUCACCCUGGCCAUCUUUAGUGUCUCAUACACUGGAAGGGGUAUUGCCCAGAAGAAAGUUUUUGGGAACCUUCCACCAAUGUCCAUGCUCCUCGAUCGGUACAUUCCCAGGACAACCUGCUCCACUACACCUCCGUAGGAUGGGCCUCAGGAUGGGGUAUUGUUAGGACUUACCUUCGUCUGAACUCCGAUAGAUGCUGGGAGGCAUGCACGAUUGUUCCACUCCGCAGAACAGCUUGGCUUAACAAACAGUCACUCCCCGCGGCAAUCCCAGAUGAUAGUCCACCCCAUACAACAAUAUGGUGUUAUGGAGGCUUGUCAAGUAGGUGGACUUUCAAUAUGGCACAGUAAUUAAACCUAGAACAGCUGAGCUUUCAUUGGACAGUUGUUCUGUGCUACAUCCUGCUGUUACACGUGUUAUAUGUUUUCGGAAUACCUGUUACCUGACCUUGGAUUGCCUCACUGUUACCGAACCCUUGCUGCUUGUAAUUUGACCCUUGGAUUGCCUGACUUUGCCUUGCCAUAUUGGAUUUGUUUGCCUUGGACUUUUUUUUUUAUUAUUUUGCUAGUACAAGUUCUGCAUUUUUAGAUUCCAUAUGUCAAACCCUGACAAUGUGGUGUGUGAACAAGGGCAUGAACUCCCCCAAACUGGUUCAAAAUAUCUGUCAUGUUCCUAAAUGGAAGAUAUGGCAAUGGGUAGAUAUGGGAAAUGACCGAGCUCCAAGAGAUUCCUUAUUAAACCUUAUUUUGGCUCCCAAACCACUACGCCGGACAGAACCACAAUUAUUCCCCACCACUAAACUAUCAAUCCAGCAAUGGGGCACACUACAAAACAACAGAAGCCAAUGCUACUCUAAUCCCAGAGCCCCUCUGACAGCCUUGACAGCAAUCUCACUGUGUCUGACAAUACAAGCAUAAAUGAAAUGCUGCAAUAACUUGCAUGUCUUUCUUUGGUUUAGAAAAUAGAUAAAUCCCUAAUAGACAGGGCAUUUCCUCCAUUGAUGAUAAAUGCCAAGAAGGCAACAUUAUACUUUUUCAUGAAAUACAAAAAAAUAAAUAUAUAACUCACCCAACUCUGCUAUUUUCCAAUACUUACAGUUGACAGGCAUCAUCUUCACAUAAGUGUUGAAGCACCCAUUACUCAUACACACAAACAGAUACUACAUGAAUAAUAUAUGAAUAUAUAUAUAUAUAUAUAUAUAUAUAUAUAUAUAUAUAUAUAUAUAUAUAUAUAUAUAUAUAUAUAUAUAUAUAUAUAGCAAAAAUAGAAAAGUCCUUGCACUCACGCUUGGAUGAUUUAAUAACCGGGUGCUUGUAAUCCAGGAAAAUUCAAAUAAAUUCAGAUAGUGAUCAGCACUCACGGAUUUUCAAGAAUUAAAAUUAACAAUUUAUUAAGUAUCCAUUAAAAGAUCAACGUUUCAGUCCCAGCAUGCCUGAUCCUGAUGAAAGUCCCUGCUGGGACUGAAACGUUGAUCUUUUAAUGGAUACUUAAUAAAUUGUUAAUUUUAAUUCUUGAAAAUCUGUGAGUGCUGAUCACUAUCUGAAUUUAUAUAUAUAUAUAUAUAUAUAUAUAUAUAUAUAUAUAUAUAUAUAUAUAUAUAUAUAUAUAUAUAUACUGGCACCUGAUAAUCCCAAAAUACUGUAUUUAUGCUAUAAGUCCAUAAUGAACUCUGUCCAUGAAAAACCAUAUUCUUUUGAAACACAAUGGUCCAAAGAAAACACCCAAUUCCCCUCAGGUCCACAAAAAAUGUGUAUACAAGUGGUACCUAACCACAAACUGACUUCACAAAAUGUACCCCAAUGUUUCAGCAUUUUGCUGUAGAUGCAGAAUAACAGAGGGAGACAUGAAUCAUAUUUGGUGGGAAUGCUCCGUGUUCAAACCACUGUGAGAUAAAGAACGUGACCUACUUUUAACACUAAAAAUCACAUAUUUACUACCCAAUCCAUCCACCUGUCUCUUUAUCAUCUUCCUCCCACUUUCCUUAAAGCCUCAAAACAGCUAGCAAUAAUAAUUAUCUUAGCAGCAACCAAUAUUAUAUCUACGAAUGUAUGUCCGUAGCGUUACCUGCACAACUCCAGUCCUUCAAUGCAACAUGGCAGCACUUAACAUACCUCAUAUCUAGCUCUGACUCGAAACACUCAAAACAAAAACUCUUAGCUCCACUUUUUUCCUUCCCAUUGACUACUUACUCCCCAUUUCUCCCAGCUAUCCCAUCCCUCAAUUGUCUACUCUCCAUAUGAAGACCUUGUGAGGCCAACUUGACAAAUGCAGAUUAUCUACACAAAGUAUAAAACAGUCUCUCUUUUGUUUGAUAAAACUGUUCAUACAAUAGUCUGUUAUCGUUCUUCCCUCAUAUCCUACUAACUUUUCGUUUUGUACCCUUAAACACCCCAAAAACUUUUCUCUUGUUACAGGCAAAAUACUGAUAUUAACGUAACCACUUUAAUAGUCAAAGUACUAUUGAUUUUGUAUGUAUGUAAGCAUGCUCAUGACAACUUACCUUCCCAUAGCACAAUGUACUGUACCAAACUUGAUAUUUCUUUUUGACAUAAACCUAAUAAAAAUGUAAAUUUUAAAAAAAGUAUUUUAUCAAAAAAUAUUAAAUCAUUUGAAAAACAAAUCCAAAAAUAUUAAAUUGAGGUAUAUAUAAUAUGAGUUUAUGCUACAUUAAUUGUCCUACAUAUACAGUUCAUGGUCCAAUCUUUUUUUCUUUCUUUAUUUUUUUUUUUUUUAAAGUAGUGCAGAGAUUAGUUUGAAAUGAAUUGUUUUCUUCAUGAUAUUAUAUGGGCUUACUUAUAUGAUAACAAUAUUAUUUGUCUGUCAGGUUGUUUGCAUCACUGUUACGGCCUCUCUCCAUCUGUUCUUCAUGGCAGCCUUUGCAUGGAUGUUGGUUGAGGGUCUUUUGUUGUGGAGUAAAGUUGUCGCUGUUAACAUGAGUGAAGAUCGAAGGAUGAGGUUUUAUUACAUCACUGGAUGGGGUGAGUUAAUUAUUUAAUGCAUAAUCACAAAUGAUUAAUCACUUGAGACAGCAAUGUUAAAGACAUAAUUAUUUUGUUUUAUUUGCAAAAAAAAAUCUCAUUUAAAAUCUCAUUUAUAAAGCAUGUUUGGUAACCUUUUUUUUCAGAAUUUUUACAAAAUUAUAUUAUUACAAGAUGGACAAGCUAUAAGCAUUUUUUUUAGUUUGUACAAUAGUUUCAUGAGAUUCCAUGGUUAUUUAAAGUAGCUCUGUCACCAGAUAUAAUGUUUGUCAUAUCUGUUUCUUUACAGCUCCCUGUGUUUCUUUCUGAUUUCUUUCUGAUUGCUCUAGUUUUCAAAGAUUUAUAAGGAAAAGCAUGGGCUACUUGUCCUUAAUAUAAUGUUCCUUUUACCAAAUAUUGAAAGGAAUUUAUGUUUUUAGAUAAAGUAAAUGUAAAGACAGUUAGAAAAACUCAUCCUUACCUUUAGUAUAUUAUGGGAUCCAUCAGUCAUAUACAUGCACCUUGAGUCAGAUAGUGUUUGAAAACAAAUAGUUAUUCUCUGUGGCCUACUUUGCUCCCUGCACAGAAGUAAGGAAGACUAUAGAGACUACCUGCCAAUUUAUAACACUGUAUGACCCAAGGUGCAUAUAUGUUAGACUUGGGCAUUGAGGAAGAUUUUAUGUACAUUCGAAGGAAUUCAAACUAAAAUAGAUUUGUUUUGUCAGAAACAAAUUGUCCAUUAGUUGGUUUGUUUCAGAUUAAAUUAGUCUAAUAUUUUUGGUUUGGAAUUCCUACUCACAUGAAGGAAAUGCUGCAAUCGCUGGCAAAUCUUUCUUUGGUUUAGAAAGUAGAGAAGUCCCUAAUUUGGUACCCUUAUGUGGGAUUGCCAUAUUUAAGGGUAUUAAUUUAGCUGUAUUUAGUAAUUAGGUUUAUUUUUUGUUAUCUUUAAAUAUGGGAAUUCCUUAGAAGGAUACCAAAUUAGGGAGCUAUCUAUAGGCAGCUGAAAGAACAAAAUUAAGAAUUGGAACAAAUUGGAAAGAAAAUUGACUUUUCUUGUAGUUAAUAAAAAAAAUUGUAAAAAAAUUCUUUCAAAGCCUGAAUUAUUAUAUUAAAAAAUAUUUAUGACAAUGGUACUUUAAUGAAGGUUCUAUUUUUAUUUGUAUUUAAUCCAAAAGAAGGAAGAAAAGAUAAUCAAUAAAUAAAUCCCUUCCCCUUCCGCGCUGCCAUUUGCUUCUUUUUUGCCUUUUCUCUCUCUAUUUUUUUACUUCUAUAUUUUUGUGUGCAUGUGAAUAACAGACAUCUUACAAAGCUCCAACAGCAUUGGUAAGACAGCUAACUGGACAAAGCAUAACAGUUAGAAAGGCAUUCAAGUAUACUGUACCAUUUUUCAAUGUAGUGUAGGGUACAGGCUAGGCUGAACAUGUCUAGGGUAAAUAUUGAGAGAGAGAUGCUGAGCUAUGCUAAGUCAUUGACAUAUUGACAGGGGUACUCUAUAUUUUCUUAUCUGUCUUUUUCUUUCCAACACACAUCUCAUAUUUGUUGGUAAUGUUUUUUUAAAUACCAAGCCUUGAGUAAAAGAAGUAUUCAUCUUAUUGUUUUAAGAGUUUGUAUGAAACAUUAUUGACAUCUCAAUGUGUAUCAGGUUUAUUUACUAAAGUGAGAAUUCAGAGUGAAUUCAAAAGUAAUUUCAAAUUUCAGGCUUAUGUAGCCGAACUGGAAGCAUAGCUUGUUUCAAUUUGGCUAUUUUGGCCUUGAAUUUAGAAUUCACGUUGAAUUCACGUUGAAUUUUCACUUUAAGGAAUACAUCUGUAUGUGCUACUGUGCAUAUUAGACGUUAACGGAUGCUUUCAAUGGUUGUGAGUAAAUGGUUGAGAAUAAACAAAACCCUUUAUUUUUCCUUUAAAAAGUUAAAUUUAUAUUACAAUGGACAGUAGGCUGAGAGGCAAAUAUAUUUUGUAAGUGAGAAUGUGUAAAAAAAAAAAAAAAAAGAAAAUGUUCAACUCGAAACAAAAUUCUAAGUUCAGAUACGUUCAGACUGAUAGUUAUAUAGCUGAAAAGAGACAUCUAGUUCAGUCUUUCUCACAUCUGUUUUUGCUGUUGAUCCAAAAGAAGGGAAAAAUUCAGUUUGAAGCUCUUCCAAUUUUGCAACAAACUAGGAAAAAAAUCCUUCUUGACUCAAAAGUGGCAGUCCAUCUCCUUGGAUCAAGAAGGUAUUGCUCCACUAAUUAAAAAUGAUAUCGCUGAAUAUUCUAUUUUUGGAAGUAUUUAUUCAAUUGCUUUUUCAACAUCUGUAUAGACUUCAAAAAACAACCUACCUCUUCAGACAGAGAAUGCCACAUCCUUAUUGUUCUUAGUGUAGAAAACCUAUUCAUUUGCCUUAUAUGUAUAGUACUGUUUAUUUAAUAGAUUUCCAUACAAUGGUUUGUAAUGGCCACAAAUAUAUUUAAUUUUUUUUUCUAAAAUGUUUCCCUAUAUCUGCCUACAUAGAUGUAAGCAGUAAGUGUUCAACUGAUGAUUUCUCAGAGAUCGCACAUAAGUUUCAUCCUGACUCAAGACUCUUUGUUAAAUUUAUGCAGAGUCUUGAAAAUGAAUUAAAUAUAAUAUUUAGCAAAUUAGAAACAGAUAUGGGCCCCAUGAGUAGAUAACAGAAUAUUAACAUGAAGGAUUGUAAUCCAGUAGUGGUUAUGGUUCCUCGAGUGUUCCUUUAAGCCAUUUCAUCAUGCACAUGAGCAAGAGAGGGUUAGCUAAUAUUUGACAUCAAGUAGUCCAAUCCGGCUCCAAACCAGGACAUCAUCCCACCAUAUUCUUUCUUAAAUGUAUGCUAUAAUUUAUUUUACUAAUAUGGCAAAAACUAAAAGACAAGACUUCAUACUAGAAGGAUAUAUUUUAGUAUUGUGCGGUGAGGCAUUCGCCCACAAUCCUUACUAUACUAGUAACCCAGAGGAUGGUCCAGCCCCCCCCCCCCAUUUAUUGAAUAUGAUGUAACAUUGCAGCUGUUGGUUAUGUUCUCUCUUUAUUUUAGGACUUCCAAUUGUAAUUGUCAGUGUGACUUUGGCAACGUCUUUCAAUAAGUAUGUGGCAGACACUCAUUGCUGGCUGAAUGUGCAGACUGAUAUAAUCUGGGCAUUUGUGGGACCUGUUCUCUUCAUACUUACGGUAUGUAUUAGAAUUUAACAACUGUGUGCCAGUUAUUAUUUUUUUUUUCUAAUAGAAUAAAUCUGCAGAAACUUACAAAAUAAAAGGUUAAUUUUGUAUGUAUAGCCUUGGUUCAAAAAGGUUUAUUAAGACUAACUUUCAAUAAUUCCAGUCAUUAGCUCCUAACUGCAAGUGUGAAUAGCGUUUUUUCACCUUUUCAGGUUAUAGAUGGAUAG
Messenger RNA from Pelobates cultripes (western spadefoot toad), 6775 nucleotides. The record is from the annotation of a GenBank genome assembly. Lineage: Eukaryota; Metazoa; Chordata; Amphibia; Anura; Pelobatidae.